AUGAUCCUCGAUACCAGUCAAUCCAAGCUGUACUCCGAAAGAGAGGAGUGGUCCGACGUGACACCCAUUGCGCAGUAUGAAGAUGUAACACCCCUUGCGCCGAUCUUCUACGCCGAUGAAUACAGAGACGCGACGGACUACUUUCGCGGAAUCGUACGAGCUGGCCAGAUGAGCCCUCGUGUGCUCGAACUGACGGAGCACAUCAUCAACCUCAAUCCCGCACACUACUCGGCAUGGCAGUACCGGUACAAGACGCUGAUCUCGCUCAAAUCACCUCUCGACGAUGAGCUGAAGCUCAUGGACGAGAUCGCGCUCCGAUUCCCGAAGACGUAUCAAGUUUGGCACCAUCGUCGACUUCUCCUCACCGCACUUCGCUCGUCCUCCCCGACGUCAUCAGUCGAUAACGCUAAGUCGGAGCUUGGGUUCAUCGCGCGCUGCCUCGACGAUGAUGCGAAGAACUAUCACACGUGGUCGUAUCGCCAGUGGCUCCUCGCACACUUCAACGAGGACGCGUUAUGGGCGGGGGAGAUGGAAUGGGUGGAAGGAAUGUUGAGGGACGAUAUCCGGAACAACUCCGCCUGGCACCAUCGGUUCUUCCUCGUGUUUCAGUCUGGCGCGCGAACGGGCGACGAAGACAGAGAGGCAGUUCUACAGCGCGAACUCCGAUACGUCAAAGACGCGAUCGGACUCGCCCCGAACAACGCGUCCGCAUGGAACUACCUUCGCGGCGUCCUCGACCACACGAACACCUCAUAUGAUUGCGUGCGGAUCUUCGUCGAGCCGUACACCGUCGCACGUUCUUCAGCCGACUACGACGAAGUUAUUGAUCUGGAUGAUCCCAGACCGCAGGCUGGGGCGCAACUACCUUGCCCGGCUGCCAUCGAGUUUUUGGCCGAUACGCUGGAACAAGAGGGUGGGGAGGACAACGUGAAGCGUGCUGCUGCUCAUUACAAAUCCUUGGGCGACGAAUACGACACGAUUCGCAAGAAAUACUGGGAGUAUCGGAUCAAGGAGGUAUUGGCCGCGGCGUAG
This is a messenger RNA of Punctularia strigosozonata HHB-11173 SS5, 1032 nucleotides long. RefSeq names its product protein prenylyltransferase. Gene Ontology annotation, molecular function: protein farnesyltransferase activity; CAAX-protein geranylgeranyltransferase activity. The transcript has 7 exons. Gene Ontology annotation, biological process: protein geranylgeranylation; protein farnesylation. The coding region runs from base 1 to 1032 and encodes 343 amino acids. The record is from RefSeq and is a predicted model, not a curated record. Gene Ontology annotation, cellular component: protein farnesyltransferase complex; CAAX-protein geranylgeranyltransferase complex; cytoplasm. Lineage: Eukaryota; Fungi; Basidiomycota; Agaricomycetes; Corticiales; Punctulariaceae.